UUUACAGGAGCGGAUUUUGAAGGUGGUCUUAUUUCUAUUAUCCUUGCCGAAGGAUAUUGGUUUGCCGUUUCUCAUAAUCACAACUUCUGCUGAACUUCCUCUUUGGGAAGCUGAGUUCUUACAUUGGGCUUGCUAACAUUGUUGUGUACAAAGGUAAUAAAGAUAUACGAGCCAUUAUAAGAACACUCGAGUUUCACAACAAACAAGGUGCCAUUAUGUUUCAGGUUCUUCUGUCACCUUAUGAUGCUAUUGUUCAGGAUCUUGAAAUGCUUCAGCCAAUAAGCUGGGGAGCAGUAAUUAUAGAUCAGUGCCAGGGUUAUGCCAUGUCAAUGCUUCUCUCACAAAUUAAAGUGCUUGUUUCUGAUAUGAGAUUGCUUAUUUUCCGGCAACUAGAGGGUAGAUGUGAUAGAGGGUUCAAUCACAGUAAUGUUCUCUCUUUACUUGAUCCUGAGUAUGACAAGGCCAACAAUGAUCUGUCGGACACUGAUCCCAACAUAGACCUAACUGAAUUCAAGGAAAGAUUAAAGCGCUUUGUUGCAUAUGAGUGCAACUCCUCCACAUCCAAGUUCAUUGAGUACUGGGUUCCAGUCAAACUCUCCAAUGAACAAAUUGAGCAAUAUUGCGAUUGCCUCUCUUCGAAUUCAGCUUUGCUUUGCUCACGUUGGAAGAAUGACUCACCAAAUUCCCUCCAUAACAUACUUGUAUCUACCAGGAAGUGUUGUGAUCACCCUUACCUCGAAGACCAGUCUCUGCGAGACAUAGUUCUAGAAGGCAUUCCUGUAGAUCAGCACUUUGAUGCUGAAAUUAAACUAAGUGGAAAAUUGGAAUUCCUCUAUUCAUGAGAUCAAACAGCAAGGACAAAGAGUACUCAUUCUUUUUCGGUCUCUUGGUGGCUCGGGGGUUAUUUCCAUCGGGGACAUCUUGGAUGAUUUUAUUCAUCGAAAAUUGGUGAGGAUUCUUAUACACGCAUUAGUGGGGAAUUCAGUCGUAAAUUGAAGCAAGCUACCUUGAACAAUUUCAACAACGAGGGAAGUGGGAAAUUUGCUUGUUUGAUGGAGACUCGUGUUUGUGCUCCCAGCGUCAAGCUUUCGAGAAUAGAUACAAUUAUUUUGUUUAACAGUGACUGGGACCCAACUAAUGAUUUAAGAUCCAUGCAGAAGAUUGCAAUUUAUUCAAAAUUGGAGCAUAUAAAGGUACUCCGUCUAUAUUCAUGUUUUACUGUUGAAGAGAAAGCGCUCAUUCUUGCAAAGCAAGGUAUGACAAUUGACAGCAACAUAGAGAAUAUAAAACAAUUCCAUGAGCUGCUAACUUGGGGUGCCUCUUAUCUUUUCAAUAUGCUUGAUUGUUUCCAUGUACAAUCUUCACAAUCAAAAAGAUCGUCUGACAUUGCUGCUUUAGAUGAUGUCUGUGCUGAAUUGUUAGGCCUGAUGUCUAGUAACAGUGAGAACAGUGACAGCUGUUCAAAGAUAUUGAAAGUGCAGCAGAAUGGGGGGACUUAUCCAAGAAAUAUAUCUCUACUUGGUGAAGUGGAAAUGCAACUGAUGGAUGAUUCUUCUUUUGUGAGAGGAAUGACAAAUGAACUUCCCAACGUUUUCUGGACAAGUCUGUUACAUGGAACGGUUCGUAGGUGGAAACACUUGCCUAUACUAUCACAAGGGAUUAGAAGGAAAGUUAGACCCCGGGUUGAUUUGUGUCAGCCAUCCGAAAGGGAACAAGUUUCUGAAAAGAAAGGCAGGAAAGAGGGCAAUAAAGUUCAUCUUACUCCAGAACCCAAGUUAAGGACGAAAAGGAAAUUGCAUGUCCAGGGAAAGAGACACAAACUUGGGAUGUCUCAUCUUUCUGCUGGUAAUAAGUAUAAAUCCAGGCGUCUUGUGACUAAUCCCAGUCCGCAGUGCGAUAUUGACCGGCAAGGUAGAGCAGCUAUUGACAAGGUUCAGUCCGGAGUUGGCUUAACCAUGACUGAUCAGCAUCGAAAAGAAAGUAUUUCCAUGAAAUCAAAUCAGGUGCGGGGAUAUCUUCCUGAAUUCUUUUUCACUUCCUGAAAUAUUCUCCAAAAUGCAUCUGGAAAUUGUUUUAAGUUCUAACAAGUAACAUGAGAAAUCAGUUUUUGAAUGAAUGAAGCAGUGGCCUCUAGCUUGUGAUCUGGCAUUAAAUGAAAUUCUCCUCUUGCUUGUUCAUCAAGGGCUAAGUUACUGGAUGACUCUGCAAAACUUACACCAGGGAAGCCGCCAGAUUCCAAUUUGCCCACCUCUACUGGCCGUGAUCAAGCUCAUGCAUUUGUGCUCACUGACAAUC
This is a messenger RNA of Nicotiana attenuata, 2295 nucleotides long. Its product is annotated as helicase protein MOM1-like. The coding region runs from base 216 to 842 and encodes 208 amino acids. The record is from RefSeq and is a predicted model, not a curated record. Gene Ontology annotation, biological process: chromatin remodeling; negative regulation of transcription by RNA polymerase II. Lineage: Eukaryota; Viridiplantae; Streptophyta; Magnoliopsida; Solanales; Solanaceae. The transcript has 7 exons. Gene Ontology annotation, molecular function: chromatin binding; ATP hydrolysis activity; DNA binding. Gene Ontology annotation, cellular component: nucleus; chromatin.